CUCUUUCUCGUGCUUGCUUGAGCCGCCUGUCUCUUAUUGCUUACUUCCGGGCCAUUUCUUGGGACAUUUUCGGGGAUUGAUUUAUCUUCUUUUUUCCAAUCCCUCCCCAAAAGUAUGAGAUAACAUUGCCGUUCAAACCUCCAAACCGGCUUCCCUACCUUCCCGAAAGCGUCCCCCCCCACCAGAAGCCGCAGUCGUCAUACUCGAGGCCACCCAACGUCGAACACCCUCGGCCAAACCGAGCGGACGAGCCCUUGUGAUACUCACCUGCGACAAUCUUCGAAAUGGCUGGAGCAUCGAAGAUCGAGCGUCUUCCACCAUGGGGCAGUGCCGUAGCAGGCGCAACCGGUGCCGUGAUUGCGAAUGCCCUCGUCUACCCUCUUGACAUCGUGAAAACCCGUCUACAAGUCCAGGUCAAGAAGAAGGUCACCAAGGACGAUCAUUCGAAUUCCAACGGUACCAUCGUUGCCGCCGAAGACGACCAUCACGAACAUGACCACCACCCACAUUACCACUCCGCUAUGGACGCCAUCCACAAGAUCGUCGGGGACGAGGGCGUCUCCGGACUCUACGCUGGCAUGGCCGGCUCCCUCCUCGGCGUGGCGUCCACGAACUUCGCCUACUUCUACUGGUACACGAUUGUCCGCACAUUUUACUUCAAGUACUCGAAAAGCAGCCAGCACCCGGGGACGGCGAUCGAGCUGGGCCUGGGGGCGGUGGCCGGCGCGCUCGCGCAGCUGUUUACAAUCCCCGUGGCGGUGACCACGACGAGGCAACAGACGCAGCCGAAGAAGGACCGGAAGGGGUUCUUCGAGACCGCGAUGGAGGUGAUCGAGGGCGAGGAUGGGUGGAGAGGGUUGUGGAGAGGGCUUAAGGCCAGUCUGGUGUUGGUCGUCAACCCUGCCAUCACAUACGGUGCCUAUCAGCGGUUAAGAGAGAUGAUGUUCGAUGAUAAGAAGCAGUUGAAAGCGGGCGAGGCAUUCUUGUUGGGCGCCUUGUCCAAGAUGAUGGCCACCAUCGCAACACAACCUCUCAUCGUGGCCAAGGUCGGCCUCCAAUCUCGACCGCCGCCAUCACGACGGGGCAAACAUUUCAAAGGUUUUGUCGAGGUCAUGGCUUACAUCGUUGAGCACGAAGGCCUGUUGGGCUUGUUCAAGGGCAUUGGACCCCAGAUCGUGAAGGGCCUUCUCGUGCAAGGUUUCCUGAUGAUGACCAAGGAGAGAGUGGAGCUCCUUUUCCUCGUCCUCUUCAACAACGUCGCCAAAAUCCGCCAAGAGCAACUGAAGAAGCUCGCAGAGACCGCCGCCAAGGCCAAGGUCGGUGGGAAAUGAAUGAUGAUUUAAAAACACCCCUCAUUAAAUGUGGCUACACGUAUACAUUUGGAUGGGCAUACCGGUAGUCCUUUUGUUGGCGAGCAUUUGGCAUCCGGCGGACCGACCGGGCCCGAGUCCGCAGGAUCUGUGUGAUUUCCUGUUGCUAUCUUUGCGGCGCAAUAGACUUCAGCUUUUUACUUCAUUGUGUAUAUACAUUGCCUCAGAAACCCUAGCUAGAUCAGACAACAAUCAGUAUGUAUGGACGCGUUUUAGACUCCGCCAUAAGCUUUGAAAUCACAGACAAGCAA
Eremomyces bilateralis CBS 781.70 is the source of this 1621-nucleotide messenger RNA. RefSeq names its product mitochondrial carrier. The coding region runs from base 285 to 1331 and encodes 348 amino acids. The transcript has 4 exons. The record is from RefSeq and is a predicted model, not a curated record. NCBI's taxonomy places the organism in Eukaryota, Fungi, Ascomycota, Dothideomycetes, Eremomycetales, Eremomycetaceae.